Molecule: messenger RNA, 2656 nt
Organism: Phalaenopsis equestris
Lineage: Eukaryota; Viridiplantae; Streptophyta; Magnoliopsida; Asparagales; Orchidaceae
Product: PHD finger protein EHD3
Exons: 7
Coding region: 384-2396 (670 amino acids)
Source: RefSeq, a predicted model, not a curated record
UGUUGGUUGUCUGUAUGGGGAUCCCCCUUCUCUUUGAACUCUCUGGCUCAAACCCCUCGGUUUAAUGGUCCAAAAUCCUGUCCUCCCUAACCUCCUCCCUUCAAAAUUUCAAAUCUCGCCGCCGAGGCUCAGCGGUAGGAAAUUUGCACUGGACGAAAGGGCGGAGGGUUUGACUGCGAAGCUAGGGUUCCUGCUCUUAUAUUUCCUUGGUUUUCUCCUGUUUUCCGUUACUCAUCUGUUCCUUCCCUUCUUUUCAGUUGGGAAGUUUUGUUUGUAUCUUGUUGUGUUGACUACGGAUCUGGGUUUCAUUGCUGCUUGCUACGCGUUGGCUGCCAAUGAAAACCUAAGUCUGUUUGGAGGUGGCAUCAGUUAGGGUUUGGGCUAUGCCAGGCGGAGGAAAGAGCUGCAAUGGGGUGGUGAAGACUGGGGAUUUGAGCACGGAUGGGUUUAUCACGUACAGAAGGAAGAAGCGGGCAAGAGCCGUUGCCGAUGAGUUUGUGAGGGGUUCUCUUGAUGGUGCCCAUGACCAUGAUGCAUUUAGUAGAACUGGUAGCCACUGGAGAAAUUCUUUGGAAUACAUGCUUCAUCUUCCAGGUGUAGGUGAAGGUGGUGGUAUCCAGAGCUGCAUUCAGGAUGCGCUUGAGUCCUGCCCUCCUAGCUUCACCUGGAAAACUAAAAUGGAUGUUCCUGUUGCUAUUUUGCAAUCAGAGGACAGAUAUGAGGGCAACUGUGAAAUUGAGGAUCCGCCUGAGGUUAAGGUUGUUCUUUCUGAAUGUUUUGCAGAUGAAUCAAACAUAAAGUUAGAGGGUCAAAGUGAAGUGAAUAAGAACACUGCAAAGUGCCAAAAGGUUUUAUUGGAAAUUUUUUGUUCAGAUAAUUUUGCUUCCUUGUGUGAUCUAGUCGGUGAAAGUUUCCAUGAUAAAACUGUUAGAAAAUUACUCGACUUCAGUUUGAUAAAUUCAAAGCUGAAAAAUGGAGUAUAUGAACAGGUGCCUGUUUCAUUUCUUGAAGACGUUCAGCAGUUGUGGUGCAAGUUCCAAAAAAUUGGUCACGACAUCCAGCUUCUUUCUACUAGCCUUUCCAAACAGUCGAGGAUUUCUUAUGGACAGCUGGUUGGAGAAAAGAUGGAAUUGGAGGCUGGUGAAGAAAAGUUUGAGCAGAACCCUCACGGUGUUGCUGAGCUGAAGAACUCCAUGAGCUCUCAUGUAAAUGGACAGUUCCCUUUGAGUGAAUCUGGUCGGUCUAAUAAACUGGAUCAAAGCGAAGCUUCUUGUCUGUGUAAGGUCUAUGCAUGUAAGCUGUGUGGCACUGAAACACUUGGUGAGCACAGGCUUAUAUGUGAUGGUUGUGAAGCAAUAUAUCAUUUCUCUUGCGUUGAGCCUUCAAGUCAAGUGGCCCCUUCCCGAAGCUGGUACUGUUCUUCUUGUCUUAAAGAUGAAAGCAAAUCACCAGCUGCUGUUAAGGAUAAUCAACACAAAGUCUCGCAUAAAAAGUGGGGCAUCUGUGAUAGGUCUGAAGGUUUUAUGGUGGAGGAAAACAUGGUUAAUAACAUUGAGUAUCAUUGUUCUAAUAAACCAUGCCAAAGUGAGGCAUCUUGUCGUUACAAGGUCUAUAAAUGCAAGCACUGCAGCACUGAAGCGCUUGGUGAGCACAGCCUUAUAUGUGACGGGUGUGAGGAAAUUUACCAUUUCUCUUGUGUUGAGCCUUUUGGUGAAGAGAUUCCCACGCGAAACUGGUAUUGUGCUUCCUGCCGUGUUGACAGAAGUGCAGCACCAGAACCUGUCAUUGAAAUUGAACAAGAUGGCUUACACCAGAAUUGUGCAGUCUGUGAUAGGCUUGAAUUUUCUGAGGCUGAGAAAGACAUCACUAAUGAUACCAGGGAGAGUUCUGUUUCAAACAUGGAGUCAGAUGGUCCUCGAGAACCAUCUAGAACUGCCUUGGCACAUUUGUGCAAGCUAUGUGGAACUUGUGAGGAUGAAGACAGGAGAUUCCUGACUUGUGGGAACAAUUACUGCCCUUACAAGUACUACCACAUCAGAUGCCUAAGAAACAGUCAGAUUGCUAGUCAGCACCAACAAAGCUCACAUUGCUGGUAUUGCCCAUCGUGCCUGUGUAGAGCUUGUUAUUUAGAUCAAGAUGACACUGAGAUUGUACUAUGUGAUGGUUGUGAUGAUGCUUACCAUACUUACUGCAUGAAACCACCGCGAACCUCCAUUCCUAAGGGCCAGUGGUACUGUGUCCAGUGCAACAUGGCUAGGGCAAAGGAAGGAAUACGAAGGCACGAGCAAUGGAUCUUACAGCAGCAUUGCAAGAAAGAUGCCUUCCAAACUACUGAAAAUAAUCGUCCUUUGGAUAUAUUGCUGAAUGCUGUUGAGAAGGUGAGCUCAGAAGAUUGAUGGGCAUAAACACCAGUUCACUUGGAACAAUCCCAUGGCCUUGUGAUGAAUUUCUUGCUGGUAAGGAUAUUGUUGCAGCAGUUGUAUACUUUUCUCAUGACAAGAUAGUGGUCCAUUUGUUUUGUAACUUUAGAUGUUCACUUUUACCAAUUCUUUUAGUUCUCUUUUCUAAUUCCAUGAUUGGCACAACAAUGGAAGAGCUCUCAUCUCAUUCAAGAUCUUGCAGCAGCCUAAAUUAUUCGGAGUAGAAGGAUACUGUA